This is a messenger RNA of Sinocyclocheilus grahami, 1068 nucleotides long. Its product is annotated as CASP8 and FADD-like apoptosis regulator. The record is from RefSeq and is a predicted model, not a curated record. Gene Ontology annotation, molecular function: cysteine-type endopeptidase activity. The transcript is spliced from 5 exons. NCBI's taxonomy places the organism in Eukaryota, Metazoa, Chordata, Actinopteri, Cypriniformes, Cyprinidae. The coding region runs from base 1 to 768 and encodes 255 amino acids. Gene Ontology annotation, biological process: proteolysis.
AUGGAUAAACCGACCACAGUGAAGAAGAAACUACUUGGCACUAGCUCUUAUUGUCAGCAGCAGGAGGAAGUGUACAGUAUGCAGAGUGAUCCCAGAGGAGUGUGUUUAAUCAUAGACUGUGUCGGCACUGAAGGAGAUGAGCUGGAGCAGACAUUUAAGGCCUUACACUUCAUUGUGAUCUUGCACAAGCUGCUGAGUGUGAGGGACGUGCAGUCCACUCUGAGGGAAGUGGCUCAUCAGCAGGGUCACUACAGAGCGUCUGCUUUUGUCUGCUGCGUUAUCAGCCGAAGCUGCUCUUCAGAUCUGCUGGCCACUGACUCUCACGGUCCAGGACUGAGCCUGGACACUGUCAGGCGCCUCUUCACCUCAGACUCCUGCCCGGGCCUGGCAGGCAAGCCUAAACUCUUCUUUAUCCAGAGCUAUGAUGUGCCCGAGCCUCAGAGGUGUGCUGGGUGUAUGGAGGGUGGAGAGCUGGAGACAGACGGGCCUGUGCUCUUAUGCUGCAAGAGGACUGUCCCGGUGGAUGCGGACAUCUUCUGGAGUCACUGCUGGACUCGAGGAAAACAGCUGGAGGUGCCAAACCAUCAGUCUGUGUACCUGAAAGCCUUGAGAUCCUCCUUAACUGAGGGACAGGAAAGGAGGACUCAUUUGGUAGACUUGCACAUGGCAGUGAAUCGUGCAGUAUACGAACACAAUCACAAAUCUCCAGAAUCCUCUUACUUUUUAAAUCUCAAGCACACUCUCAGGAAGACAGUCUAUUUGUCUUGAUUCCGUCAUGAACCCUUACGUUUAAGUGAAGGUAGAUGAUUAUUCAAGAACAUUUGAUGUUUGAGUAGAUGAUCAUCAUAAUGAUGUCUCUAUGAAUUGUAUCAAUUAUGAUUUGUAAAGUUUCAGUAAAUAAAUCUCAGGUUUUGUUAUUGUAGUUCCCUAUAUUGUCCACAUGUGGGCAGUGUUGUCCAGUGUUGGCAGUGAACUUCACCACCACGUGUUAAACUUGCUUUUAAAACAGAGGUGCCCAAACUCGGUCCUGGAGGACCAGUGUCCUGCAGAGUUUAGAUCCAUCCACAA